Messenger RNA from Wasmannia auropunctata (little fire ant), 1966 nucleotides. Its product is annotated as carbohydrate sulfotransferase 4-like. NCBI's taxonomy places the organism in Eukaryota, Metazoa, Arthropoda, Insecta, Hymenoptera, Formicidae. The coding region runs from base 56 to 1405 and encodes 449 amino acids. The transcript is spliced from 6 exons. The record is from RefSeq and is a predicted model, not a curated record. Gene Ontology annotation, molecular function: N-acetylglucosamine 6-O-sulfotransferase activity. Gene Ontology annotation, biological process: N-acetylglucosamine metabolic process; sulfur compound metabolic process.
UUCUUGCAAUAAUGCCAUAAAUAAUGAUUACUAUAAAAAUAAAAAGUAGUAAUAAAUGACAAUUGUAAAUAGUUUGUCCGACAGAAAUGUUUCGCCGACGCUCUUCGCAGUCGCGACCGCGCUUCCCGCCCCCCCGCCGUCGAUUGCAAUCCGCGCCAAUCUGCAUAAGUUGAUCUUUUGUCUUUUCAAGCUCCUGCGCUUUCUAGGAUCAAGGAUGUCGAAGCGGCUGAGCUUCUACGGUCUGGUAGCCCUGGCGUCCGUCUGCAUCUUCUUCCUGGCGUUUAACCAGCGCUACAGCAGCUACCUCGAGCACCGACUGCAGCCGAUGAUAUCGACGUACAUUACGGGAUCCGCGGAAAAUGCCACGAUCACCGAAAUUCAGGAGGUGGUUGACCAACAAAGGAAGGCGAUUAAGAAAGAGAUGGAAGAUUAUGAGUAUUCAAACGGAAAAUAUGGGAUAAAUGUGAGCAAACUCGAAGAUUUAGUGAUGGAGAAGGGCGGUAAACCCAUGAGAAGCAUAAUUCUGACGAGCUGGAGAAGCGGCAGCACGUUCCUCGGCGACGUGAUGAACGCGCAUCCGGCCAAUUUCUAUCAUUACGAACCGCUGCUCGACUACGGAAUCGUGCAAAUCCGCGGGUCGCCGCUCGCCGAAGAGUCCUUGACAAGGUUAACCUCUCUGCUGAAUUGCGAAUACAAGGAGCUCGAUCGGUACCUGGAUUACGGGAAGACGCAUCCUUGGCUGUUCAAUCACAACACGCACUUGUGGCGGCAAUGCCUGGCGCAUAAGCGCAUCUGCUGGGAUCCGCGUUUCGUCUCCAAGUUCUGCCGACUCUUUCCGUUCCAGUCGAUGAAGCUCGUGCGGUUGAGGUUGCGUGCGGCAGAGACUCUUUUGGCCGAAGAAGACCUAGGUGUACGACUAGUUCUACUCGUCCGUGAUCCGAGAGGCAUUCUGCAAUCCAGAAAACACAGGGAAUGGUGUCCAGCUAAACCCGACUGCUCGGAUCCGACUCUGGUCUGCGCAGACAUGGUAUCGGACUUCAACGCGGCGGUAGAAUUGUCACAAAAAUACCCACGUUCUUUCAGGGUGGUGCGCUACGAGGAUCUGUCCGUGGAUCCCUACAAGCACGUGAGGGAGCUCUACAAUUUUUACGGUUUGGACUUUCACGUGAACGUGAAGAGGUUCCUGGACACGCACACGAAGAACGACGUGGGCGGCGUGUCGAGCACCUUCCGCAACUCCAAGGUCGCGCCGUUUCACUGGCGGGCCGAUCUGGACUUCGAGGAGGUGCGCGAGAUACAGAGGGCUUGCGCGACCGCCAUGCGACUGUGGGGAUACGUGAUGGCCUUAAAUUCCACCCACCAAAAGGACUUCGAUCCUAUCACAGAUUACCGGCUGCAGUUGUGACGGCUGGCAGACGACAUGCUCAAUGUAGAUAUGAUGUAUAGUUUAUCGGUAUAGCGAACGGCGGCGGUCGGGAGUGCCGUAGUUCAUAUUUAAUAUAUUCAGCGAAAGGUGCUAGGUGGUCACUCAGGACGAUAGCCACGUAAACGGGGUAUAUGAACGUCGAUUUUCCUUCGAAGGGGGGGAAAAAAAACUUACGGAAUUGCCGAAUUUCUAGCUUUGUCGACAAAAAGGCUACUUCUUGAAAAGGAAACGAUAAACGGGGGAAAUGCAUUCGUAAUUUUUGUAUCGUAUGACUGACACGAUCUGAAUCACAGGGUGUAGGAUAAAAUUCCCAAGAGCUUUGACGCGCGACACAAAUUACGUCUAACCAUAUCGACGCAAACAAACGUUGCAGGUGCACUCGAAACGUUUCUAAAUAUUUGUGAAUCUUUCAAGAGAGAGGAAGGGUAUUUUGUGUCUAAUGUAUAAAUCUAUAUUCAUUGAUAUUGAUUGUAAUUGUAGAUAGUUUGUAAAAAGGGAGCUUUGUAAUGAUCAUUGAGUUAUCAGUAGUGUAUAUAUAUA